This is a messenger RNA of Styela clava, 2116 nucleotides long. RefSeq lists its product as uncharacterized. Lineage: Eukaryota; Metazoa; Chordata; Ascidiacea; Stolidobranchia; Styelidae. Gene Ontology annotation, biological process: regulation of cell differentiation. The record is from RefSeq and is a predicted model, not a curated record. Gene Ontology annotation, cellular component: membrane.
UGGGACACAUUUGGCAACAGUAUUGAAAACUUAUAUUUAGUCCUAUAUAUGUUUUGUAUUCAAUACAGAUACUAAUAAUUUUUAAUCUUGGAUUCUAUAUGGCUCGUGUUGUUAAAGAAGGCUACCUACAAAAAUAUUCGACUGGUAUAUUCAAAGGCUGGAAGAAAAGAUAUUUUAAGGUAUUUUCUGAUGGGCAGUUUGUAUUCUAUGAUCAUAAAGAUGGACCUCGUGGAGGGAAUAUCAACAUAGCAACACAAUGCCAAGAUAUUCAAGUUGGAGCAGGGAUAAUGGCUAAAAUACCAAAGCUUCCUGAUAAAUAUGAGACUGAUUGUAUUUUCCUGUUCAUUGCAAGGGAUAAAAGGUUUCUCCUUCUGGCGGACAAUCGUCGAGAACUGGAUUCAUGGUUGCAGGCUUUGAAUAAUGCACGUCCAAUUCAUCCACAAAAUUAUCAACAAGUCACUUCAGGCUACCCACAAUUCAAUCCACAGUCUUCUAACAAUGGUUAUGUUGGUCACUCUGCAGCACCGCCAUACCCCGCAGCACCUCCUCCCUAUGUUCCGGAGGGAGGUCUUCCACAUCAGCCAGUCGGAACUCUUGGUUUCGAAGGACUAGCAGUUAGUCAAAAUCAACCGUAUCCACCGCCGCCACAGCCAGGAUAUGGUGGACAUUAUCCCCCUCCACAAGGACCUUAUCCCUCACAGUCCGGUCCUUAUCCACCUCAGCCAGGCCCAUAUCCACCUAGUGGACCUGCCUAUCUUCCACCCCCGAACACUGGAUAUCCAGCACCGCAAGCAGGUGGCCCUUACCCUCCGCCAUCUGGAGCAUUUCCCCCUGGCGCAUACCCAGUACAGUAUGGAUCAGCUUACCCUGCAUAUCCUCAACAAGGAGGCUAUUAUCCGCAACAGGGUGCUUAUCAAGGUGGAUAUGCACCACAGCAAGCAUACUCACAUAAGCAAAAGAGCAAAGGUGGCUUGGGAGCAUUAGGUGGUUUGCUUGGUGGCGGUGCAGCUCUUGCUGGAGGUCAUGGAAUGAUGAAGAAAGCUGGAAAGCAUAAAAAACUUAUUGGGGGUGCAGCGGCUGCAGCACUUGGUGGAUAUGCUCUGCAUAAGGCGACAAAAAGAUUUUCCUGGAGUAGUGGCUCUGGGUGCAGUUUCGGUAGCUUUGGCAGUUUCGGAAGCUUUGGUAGCUAAUCGUAAUUGUUACUGUCGGUUUUCUCACAUAUCAUAUUGCAUGUUUUAUUUAUCUUUCUCUAUCAGGUCAAACUUCAUAUUGCUUUUUUUUAUUUUUGGGACUUAUAUUGCACUGAAAUACUACAUGAACCACCUUUUUCAAUCUAUUCUCGUUCAUUCAACAUAUUGCAAAUACAUGUAGGGUAUAAUGCAAUAAUAUUAUGAAGCUCAUUGGAAGCAUAAAUUGAUCGCUUUGUAUAGAUUGUGUUGUUGCUGAUGCAAGAAAUAUAUUCAACUCCUUUAACCUCAUAAAUUCAUUUUAAAUACUGUACACCCUGGGGGGAAAUUAUCGUUGCUAUUCAUUUGUAUUAGCUUACACAAUUUGGGAAAAUAUUCCACUUUGUUGGAGUUUUGUUUUAAUUUCCAUUGUUUAUCACCUACUUAGUUAUAGCAAGUGUGACUGCCAUACUCAUUUUGGUUUCUCUUACAACAUAGUAUUGGAUAUUUUGGCAUGUGCUUCGACUAAAUAGCCUACAGUUCAAGCAUCUACCUUGUAGCCUAAUGUAUUUAAUCCAAAAUAGAUUAUUUUCAUAUGUAAUUUUUUUUGUAUUCUUCAAAGUAAACACUAAAACCAUUGUUUAGCACCUAACUGAAUAGGCUAUGAUGUGAUUGUUUGGUGAUAUAAAUUUUCAUUUGUCACAUGUCACAAAUCAAACUAUUUUUAGUGUCAGGCGUUGCUAGUGAUUUUUGUGUUUUCUAUAUUUAUUAGGGUAAAAAUUACACCAUUACAGUACUUCAAUAAACUAGACUUUUUUUUGUAUUGUAGUAGAUGUAGUAUUGCCUUGUAUACACAAUUGUUGAUUGAUUUUUUUUUGGUACAUGAUUCAUUUUCUUUAAUUCACUAAGCUUGGUUGACUCAAGAAAAAUAAAUUAUAUUUACCUUUGUG